Molecule: messenger RNA, 1592 nt
Organism: Xenopus tropicalis (tropical clawed frog)
Lineage: Eukaryota; Metazoa; Chordata; Amphibia; Anura; Pipidae
Gene: bfsp2
Product: beaded filament structural protein 2
Exons: 7
Coding region: 2-1300 (432 amino acids)
Molecular function (GO): structural molecule activity
Source: RefSeq, a predicted model, not a curated record
UAUGACAGGAUUCUAUACUGAAAAUACACAAGCCAAAAAUAAUUGUGUGUUGAGCCUGGCAAUAGAGCGUCUGAGACCAGAAACUGUGGUGGGAUCUUCUAGCAUCAUGCCUUUACCAAGGCGCAGAUCUUCCAUCUUGGGGCAACAGCACCACUACACCUCUUCAGAAUGUUCAGGUGCAACCAACCGAGUCUUUUGCAUUGCACCAAGGAAUCCUGGGGUAUAUGUAGGCAGUGCUCUAAGUAGUGGAACCAGCAGCCUUGGUACACGAGUGUCUCGACGGGCCUUGGGCAUCAGCAGUGUUUUCAUGCAAGGACUGCGCAGCUCAGGCCCUCCUGUUCCAGCAGCUCAAGGUCUGGAUAAAGGAAGAGUCCCAACAUUUGAGUCUCUGAAUAGCUGCCUUCUUGAGUACAUAGACAAAGUGAGGGCUUUAGAGCAGGUGAACAGAGAGCUGGAGGACCAUAUAAGAGUCUAUCUGGACAAGAAGUCUUCAACUGUGAGCAGCUGGGGGACUCUCAGGGAUAAAUGGGAAAGUAUCUACUAUCAAGUAGGAGAUGCUGUCCUUGAAAAUGCACGACUGAUGCUUCAAACGGAAAAUUUACAAGCCUGUGCUGAGGACUUCAAAGAAAGGUAUGAGAACGAGCAGCCAUUUCGAAAGGCAAUUCAGGAGGAGAUCCGGUCUUUGUACAAAGUGAUAGAUGAUGCAAACUUGACCAAAAAGGAUCUUGAAAGUCAGAUAGAAAGCAUGAAGGAAGAUCUGGCUUCUUUGUCAAAGAAUCAUAAGGAGGACGUAAAGAUGCUGUAUAAACAGUUGGCUGGAUUUCAGCUAGAAGAAAUGGAUGUGCCAAUUGGUACUGGACUUGAUGACAUCCUGGAAACCAUAAGGAUCCACUGGGAGAAAGACAUUGAGAAAAACAGAGCUGAGACAGGUGUCCUUCUGCAAACAAAAUCAGUCGCACUGCCAGCUGCACAAGAUGAGGUGGAGGAAUUGGCAGAAAAUCUAAAGGAAGAGUUUCAUGACACCACCUGUAAAAUCCAGAGCUUGCAAGCAGAGACAGAAUCACUAAGGACAUUGAAAAGAGGCCUGGAAAAUGCUCUGCAUGAUGCUAAGCACUGGCACGACAUUGAACUACAGAACUUAGGCUCAGUGAUUACCAAGCUGGAAGCAGAGUUAGAAGAGAUCAAAAUGGAAACUGAACAUCAGGAGAGGGACAGAGAGCAGCUGGUAGCCAGCAAGAUGCAUCUUGAAAAGGAUAUAGCAGCCUACCAUGCUAUCCUGGAUGGAGAGGAAAACAGAUGAAUUUCAAGAUGCAGCCAGUCCGACAAAUCACUGAACUUCAUGCUAAAUUAUUAGUAAAUAAAAAAUGUUCCAGAAGGUAGUGUUUGCUAGUGCCUUUCCAUAACUGGGAACCCACAGGGGCCUUUAUUUUAUUUGUGUGGAAUUCAUUUGAUAAUUUGUUUAAAGACCAGGAAAAAAAUGCUUAAAUUCACUAAUUUUUGUUUUGCUGAAGAAAAAAGGAAAAAAAAAAGGAGUUUGGCGUGAUACAAUAUGAUCUAAUGUAACCAGGCAAUUAAAAAUGAUUUUGUCUGAA